AUGAAGCUUUCCACUGGCCUGGUUCUGGCUGGCCUGUCCUUGGCGACGGCAGCCACGAGUGAUGAGAACCUCCACGACGCUAAGAAGGUCACUCCUCCCAAGGGAAAGUGGUUUGACCGAUACGUGGUGAUAGUCUUGGAGAACACCAACAAGGAUGUUACUUUCGGCAACCCUUACUUUCUCAACCUCACCAACAUGGGCAUGACGCUUGGCAACUACCACGCUAAUUUGCACUACUCAUCCGUCUCAGCCCUACAGCCGAACUAUAUUACCAUGAUUUCAAACACAAUUGCUGCUGGUGUUUACGAUGAUGCCGACCACAACAGCACCGAGAUGAGUCUGAUUGACUUGUUCGAGCCCGCUGGCCUAUAUGGAGGGCUACACCCCCUGGAGAACAGUGAGAGCAAUCCGAUCUCCGAGGACGACUCCACUCUCUAUGUCCGAAAGCAUAACCCUUUUAUGUCCUUCGACAACAUCCGUAACAACACUUCUCGCUGCCAGAAAAUUGUCAACGCUGAGCAGAAUUUUGCUAACGACGUUGCUCUGGGUGCCGAUGCUCCUAUGUAUAUGUUCUACACCCCGAAUCUUGCCAACGACGCCCACAACACCAACAUUUCUUUCACCGCAGAGGACGUACAGUAUCUGAUGGACACUAUGCUAAGCAACAAGGAGUUUAUGAAGAAAACUUUGAUUGUCAUUACUUUCGAUGAGAACAAUAUCUACAUUAACGACAACUUCGGUCUGCCUAACUCGAUUUAUACCGUCCUCCUGGGUAACGACACUAUUAAGUGCUAUGAUUGCGUUGACCAGCAAUACUACGACCAUUUCUCUCAGGUCGUGACCCUCGAGAGGAACUGGAAUCUCGGCACAAUUCCCCAGCCUGAUGGUAGCGGAGAGGGCAUGGACAUGUGGUGGCGCCCCUUUGGUAUGCUUCAUUCCUCCUCGGAUAAGAUUUGCGCGUACGCUCCUUGUUCUUAG
Messenger RNA from Penicillium daleae, 978 nucleotides. RefSeq lists its product as uncharacterized. The record is from RefSeq and is a predicted model, not a curated record. The transcript is spliced from 8 exons. The coding region runs from base 1 to 978 and encodes 325 amino acids. Gene Ontology annotation, molecular function: hydrolase activity, acting on ester bonds. NCBI's taxonomy places the organism in Eukaryota, Fungi, Ascomycota, Eurotiomycetes, Eurotiales, Aspergillaceae. Gene Ontology annotation, biological process: phospholipid catabolic process.